Ascoidea rubescens DSM 1968 is the source of this 604-nucleotide messenger RNA. It is a transcript of the gene VMA3, whose product is annotated as H(+)-transporting V0 sector ATPase subunit c. Gene Ontology annotation, cellular component: proton-transporting V-type ATPase, V0 domain. Gene Ontology annotation, molecular function: proton-transporting ATPase activity, rotational mechanism. The transcript is spliced from 3 exons. The coding region runs from base 55 to 537 and encodes 160 amino acids. NCBI's taxonomy places the organism in Eukaryota, Fungi, Ascomycota, Saccharomycetes, Ascoideales, Ascoideaceae. Gene Ontology annotation, biological process: proton transmembrane transport. The record is from RefSeq and is a predicted model, not a curated record.
UAGCCAUAUUUUAUUCCACUAUUAUUUUUAAAGAACAUUCAAUACUAAAUAACAAUGACUGAUUUAUGUCCGGUUUAUGCUCCAUUUUUUGGUUCAAUUGGCUGUGCCUGUGCCAUUGUCUUCACAUGCUUUGGUGCUGCUUAUGGUACUGCUAAAUCUGGUGUAGGUAUCUGUGCCACCUCUGUUUUAAGACCAGAUUUAAUUGUUAAAAAUAUUGUUCCUGUUAUUAUGGCAGGUAUUAUUGCCAUUUAUGGUUUGGUUGUUUCGGUUUUAGUUUCCUAUUCUCUAAAACAACAACAAGCAUUAUACACAGGUUUUGUACAAUUAGGUGCAGGCUUAUCUGUUGGUUUAUCUGGUUUAGCUGCCGGUUUUGCAAUUGGUAUUGUCGGUGAUGCAGGUGUAAGAGGUACUGCUCAACAACCAAGAUUAUUUGUUGGUAUGAUGUUGAUUCUUAUUUUUGCUGAAGUUUUAGGUCUUUAUGGUUUAAUUGUUGCCUUAUUAUUAAACUCGAGAGCUACUCAAGAUGUAACUUGUUAAUUAAUUUGAUUAUUUAAUUAUUAAUGAUUAUAAUUGUUUUAAUUAUUUAAAAAGAAAUGAAUAAAAU